CGCGGCCCCUCCCGCCGCCGGGACUGGGUCUUCCCGGGCUCGGCAGCUGGCGUCGAUUUCUCCGUGCUUUUCGGCGGCCUCGCACGCCAGCGCCUUCCGUCUCCCGCCCGGCCCUCUCCCGGUCAGCCCGGCGGCGGGGCCAUGGCGUGGCGGCGGCGGCGGCCCGAGGCCCGCGGCGGGGCCCGCGGCGCGCUGGCGCUGCUAGCGCUGGCCCUGUGUGCGCCCGGGGCCCGGGGCCGGGCGCUCGAGUGGUACUCGGCCGUGGUGAGCACCGAGUACGUGGACCCGCAGACCAACCGGAGCGUGCGGAGCGUCUCGGAGAGCGGCCGCUUCGGCGAGAGCUCGCCCAAGGAGGGCGCGCGGGGCCUGGUGGGCGUCCCGCGCGCCGAGGACCGCGACCCCGAGGGCUGCGCGCCCCGCACGCGCUUCCUCGUGCCCGGCGGCCGGGGGGCCGCGCCCUGGGUCGCGCUGGUGGCGCGCGGGGGCUGCACCUUCAAGGACAAGGUGUUGGCGGCGGCGCGGCGGAACGCCUCGGCCGUGGUCCUGUACAACGAGGAGCGCCACGGGAACCUCACCGCGCCCAUGUCCCACGCGGGAACAGGAAAUACAGUAGUCAUUAUGGUUAGCUACCCAAAAGGAAGAGAAAUUGUGGAUCUGGUGCAGAAAGACAUUCCGGUCACAGUGACCAUAGGGCUCGGCACCCGGCAUGUACAGGAGUUCAUCAGCGGUCAGUCCGUGGUGUUUGUGGCCAUCGCCUUCAUCACCAUGAUGAUCAUCUCGUUAGCCUGGCUAAUAUUUUACUAUAUACAGCGCUUCCUAUACACUGGCUCACAGAUUGGAAGUCAGAGCCAUAGAAAAGAAACAAAGAAACUUAUUGGGCAGCUUCCUCUUCAUACUGUAAAGCAUGGAGAAAAGGGAAUUGAUGUUGAUGCUGAAAGUUGUGCAGUGUGUAUUGAAAAUUUUAAAGGAAAGGAUGUUAUCAGAAUCCUGCCAUGCAAGCAUAUUUUUCAUAGAAUAUGCAUUGACCCAUGGCUUUUGGAUCACCGAACGUGUCCAAUGUGUAAACUUGAUGUCAUCAAAGCCCUGGGAUAUUGGGGAGAGCUUGAGGACGUGCAGGAGACCCCCGCCCCAGAAUCUCCCCCCGGGGGCGUUUCGACUGCAGAUCUGAGUCUUACUUUACCAGAUGGUGACAGAAGUGACGCGGGCAGCUCAGCACUGCCCACCACCAGCGACUCCACGCCGCCUUGCGAGGCCAGUUUUAAAGAGGAUGCAGGUGAAAACACGGCCUUGCUGGGCUCCAGAAAGGAAAUGAAAUUUGUUUCCUUGAGUACUUGACUACCCUUGAGAUAUUUCAGGACAGAGACAAGCAGGAGUGACCCUCAGCUUGAAGGACCUGUCUCCUAGCGUAUAACCUGCCGGCAGUGUCACGGACAGAGCCUGGGCUUGAAUUAAAGGACAUUUUAUUUUUUUUACUUUAGGACAUAGUUUGUAUAUGUGAAAAUAAUGUACAUUCUUUUACCUUUCAGGUUCUGAUUUGAUGUACAAAGGGCUAAGAUACUUUAUUCUUAAAGAGAAUUUUUGAUUAGUCUUCAUAUAUUUAUCUACUAAAAUGUAUCAUAAGAUUCUUUCUUCUUAAGGAUGGUUCUAGACUAAGCACAUUGAAUUCAGACUAGUUGAAAUGGAGUUGUGUGAUUAUAUUCUGUAACUGAUCACAUGAGUUUCCCUGGAGGAAAGACUUUUUUAGAACAUUAAACUUGUAAAUGUGAUGAGAGAAAUCGAUCGCUUCCUUGCACCUCUGUACUAUAGAGAGAUUUCCAAACCUUAGAGCACUUUCAUUGUUGUUUUUUAUUUGGAGUUACGGGAAAAGCACUGGUUGACUUUAGGAUUUGCAUUUCUCCCUUUCAUUACCUAAUUUCUUCUAACAACCUUGAUGGGGAGGAAAGUUUUGUCCAUUUUUUUCUAUACAAAUAAAAAAAAGCUACGAUUCCGUAUUGCGCACGAGCAUGAAGUUCUUCAUUGCUUGUUAAAGAAAUGGAGACUCUGAUGGCCUCUGAUACGGCGUUUUGGGGGGUAAAUGAUGAAUAUACUGAUUCCAACUGCAAUUUAAUCUUUACAGUUAUAAAGGGCGGUAGAUGGGGACUUUUCAUUGCUGUUGUAACAAAAUAAACAAGUAACCAGUUUUCUUGAUUAAUUUUAAAGCAAA
Molecule: messenger RNA, 2203 nt
Organism: Balaenoptera ricei (Rice's whale)
Lineage: Eukaryota; Metazoa; Chordata; Mammalia; Artiodactyla; Balaenopteridae
Gene: RNF149
Product: ring finger protein 149
Exons: 8
Coding region: 142-1335 (397 amino acids)
Source: RefSeq, a predicted model, not a curated record